Taeniopygia guttata (zebra finch) is the source of this 10201-nucleotide messenger RNA. RefSeq names its product cadherin 18 (gene CDH18). NCBI's taxonomy places the organism in Eukaryota, Metazoa, Chordata, Aves, Passeriformes, Estrildidae. The record is from RefSeq and is a predicted model, not a curated record. Gene Ontology annotation, biological process: homophilic cell-cell adhesion; cell morphogenesis; cell-cell junction assembly. Gene Ontology annotation, cellular component: plasma membrane; adherens junction; catenin complex. Gene Ontology annotation, molecular function: calcium ion binding; cadherin binding; beta-catenin binding.
UUCAGAGCUGAGUGAACGUCAGGGUGAGAGGGAGAGCAAGUGAGAGAAAGCAUGCAAUAGAGGGAGACUGUACCCACUGUAGCAUCAGUGUGUGACAGCUGGUGCCUGAUAACACUGAUAUCGAGCUCCUUCCGUGGAGAGCUUGCUGAGCUACCCUUUUUUCAUCUGCAAGAGGAUGCCAGCUCUAAGCCAGUGCAACUGAUGACAGACUGGAUCUUGGAAUAGUUCCUUUCACUUACAAUUACAUCUCUCAUGUUCUGCUUCUCUGAAGAAAGGCUUAUUACGGAUGACAAAAAUUCAUUCUCUCCCCUUACCUCAUAUUAUUGAUGAUAUACAGAGUUUGAUCUUCCAGACUUUUAAAUCCACACCUAACUCAUUACAUCUAACGGAGACACCGUAACUGCUCGUUCUGUCUUGGUCCCUUGGGAAGGACCAAGAAAAGGGGUUGGACUUGGACCUGGACCUCACUGCCACUGUGAAAGCUACUGAAUUAGCAGGAUUUGGUGUCUUCAGUGGAAAUUUGCAAGACUGUUUGGUGGAAAACAUAUUUCUAAGGUCUUGGUUAGUCAUCAACUCAUUUCUGCAGAACUUCAGCUUAUGUAUCAGGGCUACAAAACAAAUUCAAGACAAGAAGACAAAAAGGCAGCUGAGAUAGUAAUUCUCCUGAAGAAUUAAGACACCGGUGUCUUUGAGAUAGAAAAUGGUCGGCUGUGGAACUCUAUUGUGAAGACCUCAGAAGAAAUACCAAUUUUUCCAGUCAGCUUUUCAUAAUGUAAAUACAAUUUGAGCUUUCCCAAAUGGGCAGCUAAACCAUGAACAAUCAGAAAAACCCAAUUUGGACUGUGUUUCUGAAGCAGACUUCACCUUCUCCCUUGGGAAUUUAUUGAAGGAUUACAGCUGAAAAGGAAAACUCUUGAAAGAAAACCUUGAACAGGAAUCUUAUCCUACAAUGAGAAUUACAAGUACAUCUUGUAUCUGCCCAGUCCUAGUUUGUCUCUGUUUUGUGCAAAGGUGUUAUGGAGCUGCUCACCAUGGCUCCAUCAAGGUGACCAGAAAUCAAACCAAACACAUAGAAGGUGAAACAGAAGUGCAUCAUCGUCCAAAGCGUGGAUGGGUGUGGAAUCAGUUCUUUGUUUUAGAAGAACACAUGGGACCAGAUCCUCAAUAUGUAGGAAAGCUGCAUUCCAAUUCCGACAAAGGUGAUGGAUCAGUCAAAUACAUUCUUACUGGAGAAGGGGCAGGGACUAUAUUUAUUAUUGAUGACACAACUGGAGACAUCCAUUCAACCAAAAGCCUAGAUCGAGAGCAGAAGACACACUAUGUGCUUCAUGCCCAAGCUAUUGAUAGACGGACAAACAAGCCACUCGAGCCUGAAUCUGAGUUCAUUAUCAAAGUGCAGGAUAUCAACGACAAUGCACCAAAAUUUACAGAUGGACCAUACAUUGUUACUGUGCCAGAGAUGUCUGAAAUGGGUACAUCUGUUCUACAGGUGACAGCCACAGAUGCAGAUGACCCCACAUAUGGAAACAGUGCCAGAGUAGUGUACAGUAUUCUUCAGGGACAGCCAUAUUUCUCUGUUGACCCCAAAACAGGAGUCAUCAGGACUGCCUUGCACAAUAUGGACAGGGAAGCCAGAGAGCAUUAUUCCGUUGUCAUUCAAGCCAAAGAUAUGGCUGGGCAGGUCGGAGGGCUGUCAGGAUCAACAACUGUAAAUAUCACACUCACAGAUGUCAACGACAAUCCACCCAGGUUUCCUCAGAAACAUUAUCAACUAUAUGUUCCUGAGUCGGCUCAAGUUGGAUCAGCAGUUGGCAAAAUCAAAGCAAACGAUGCAGACACUGGUUCAAAUGCAGACAUGAAGUAUACGAUUAUAAAUGGCAAUGGCUCUGGGGUAUUCUCCAUAACUACUGACAAAGAAACAAGGGAAGGAAUUCUCUCUCUGAAGAAGCCACUCAACUAUGAAAAAAAGAAAUCAUAUACACUUAAUAUAGAAGGAGCAAAUACUCACCUGGAUUUUCGCUUUUCGCACUUGGGACCAUUCAAAGAUGUAACGAUGUUGAAGGUCAUUGUUGGCGAUGUGGAUGAACCUCCGCUCUUCACUAUGCCUUUCUAUGUCAUGGAAGUUUAUGAAAACGCAAAGAUUGGGACUCCUGUUGGCACAGUAACUGCACACGAUCCUGAUGCUGCAAACAGUUUAGUGAGAUAUUUCAUUGAUCAUAACACAGAAGAAGAUAGGUAUUUCACCAUUGAUGCUAGUACUGGAACCAUUAAGACUGCCAAAAUCUUUGACAGAGAGGAGACACCUUGGUACAACAUCACAGUGGCUGCUUCUGAGAUAGAUAAUCCUGGGCUAGUGAGCCAUGUUCCAGUUGGUGUUAGAAUCCUGGAUGUCAAUGACAAUCCUCCCGAGCUUGCCAGAGAUUAUGAUGUAGUCAUCUGUGAAAAUACAAAGCCUGGUCAGGUAAUUCAGACUAUCACUGCUACUGACAAAGAUGACUCUGCAAAUGGUGCAAGAUUCCAUUUUUCUCUUGAUGAAGGUCUUUCUUUGAAUCCCAACUUUACUCUAAGGAACAAUGAAGAUAAUACAGCCAGUAUUCUAACAAAACGAAGGAGAUACAGUCGAACCAGUCAAGAUAUCUAUUACCUCCCAGUUUUGAUUUCUGAUGGUGGCAUGCCCCCUCUCAGCAGCAGCAGUACCCUCACCAUCCGGGUUUGUGCCUGUGAGAGAGAUGGACGAGUGAGAACUUGCCAUGCUGAAGCUCUCCUCUCCUCGGCUGGCUUGAGUACAGGAGCUUUAAUUGCAAUCCUGCUCUGCAUUGUCAUCCUUCUUGUUUUCUCUUUAGCAAUUGUGGUCCUUUUCAUCACCCUAAGACGUAGCAAGAAGGAGCCUUUGAUCAUUUCAGAAGAAGAUGUGCGGGAAAAUGUUGUGGCAUAUGAUGAUGAGGGAGGUGGAGAGGAAGACACAGAAGCAUUUGACAUCACAGCACUGAGGAAUCCAUCUGCUGCUGAAGAGCUAAAAUACCGGAGGGAUGUUCAUCCUGAAGUGAAGCCUCUGUCCAGGCAUCAUCCCUCCUCUAGCCUUGACAGUAUAGAUGUUCAGGAGUUCCUUAAUCAAAGACUGGCAGAGGCUGAUCUGGAUCCCAGUGUGCCCCCGUAUGACUCCCUGCAGACAUAUGCCUAUGAGGGUCAUAGAUCAGAAGGUGGGUCUAUCAGCUCUCUGGAUUCAGCAACGACACACUCUGACCAGGAUUAUAAUUACCUUGGAGACUGGGGACCUGAGUUCAAGAAGCUAGCUGAACUCUAUGGGGAAGUAGAACCAGAAAGAACAACUUAGUUGUAAUUCCCAGAACAGAGAAGUUCCUAAAUAACUGGACAGAUAAUGAUAACAAUGGUAACAAAACAAGUGAAUACUGUACUUGGAACUGAGUAAGUUGUAUGCAGUUACUGUAGAACAAGUGCCCUUUUCAUAUUUGAAACUGGGUUCUCCAAUUAAAAGAAAGUCAAAUUUUGGAAAAUACGGAAAAAAAAUCUAUUGUCCCUUGUGUAUUUUUUUAAAUUGCUCAUUAAAUUGUCUGGUACCUUAUCUACAACAAUGCCUAAAGUAAAGCCAAGAAAUAACAUUUUUAUUGCAGUAUGCGUAACGGCUCCAAGUUACAGUAAGUUUAUGGUCAUGUCUGUUUGAGAAGAGAGCUAACAGAAGAUCAAAUCUCUUGCAGGUGGUUGUGAUGUUGCAUUUCUAGCUGUGCUCUAGGCCUUGUGAUCCCAACAUGAGGUAGACAAUGAGGUUUAUUAUCAGUAUGAGAAGUGUUGUCAGUCUGUUUCCUUAACAGAGGUGAUAAGCCACACCUCUCCUCUUAAAUAAAUGGUCCUUUGAUUAUUUAAUCUUAUUGACUUAGCAGGUUGUAUUGAGAAGCUGUCAUUUCAUUAUGUCCUUCAUAAUCUUGUCAUCCAUAACCAGCUAACAGAUGGAGGACAUCAUUAUCUGUAGCUCAAACACAGCUCUAGCCCAUAACCCCAGACCUGCUCUGUUACUACAUGCUAGAGGAACGGUUGUUUCCAGUAUUGUGCUUUUUCUUUUUGUCUUUUCAUGGGAACAUCAUUUUCAUCUAAAUGGAAUAGGCCCAAAGUACUCUUUAUGCAGCUAAGCAGAAAAAGCAUAGGCUUUUUCAAUAAAAACAAAAAUGGCAGCAUCAUUAAACUACGUGGGUUUUUUUGGUUCACUGUGCUUCACUUAUAUUAAGACCUGAAGCUUUUUAAAUCUUUUGCUCGUCUGAGUCCAGAAGCUACAACAGUCUGUUUAAAACUCAGAGUUCUUAAUCACAAUGUUUUUCUAUUUCUGUGUGUGACUAAAAGCAAAAUAGAGCUGCUGGUAAGACACUGGUAUAGCAAAAAUUGAAGCAAGGAGAAUAAGAUGAUGAUGCUUUUUUCUUUUAAAUAACGACCAACUGAUAUCUAUUUUUCUUAGAAUAAUUGCCACCUCAGCAGAACAACAUGUUUUUUACCUAUUUCAAGCAUCAUGGAAACAAGAGCAUUUUAAGUCAGUGAAGGAAAUAUCCCAUUACUGUGGUUCCUAUGGGUUAAAUUAAUUGAUUUUUUACAUUAGUAACUUUGUAGCAUUGCAGAAAUGAUAGUUCUCCUUAACAUAGCAAGGUGCUUAACACCUAAUCCAGCAAUUAUUUCUUUUCUUUUUUUAGCAUUGCAGCAGCAGAACUGCUAAACAGUUCUGCUUACCAUAACAGCCUGAUUAACUCCUCAUCUGACAACUUCUGAUUUUUCCUUUCCUUUGUUUGGAAUUUUAACCUUUUCUUUGUCUUUCUGGUGAUAAUACUGUGAGAGGACUAGAAACUGGGUUUCUGACCUAUAAUACUCACGAUCACUAUCAACAGUCCUCUGCUUCUAAUUCUAGUUCCACUUUAGGCAAAUUGACUUCUUCCAGUAUGCGUUUGAUUGGAAAACUGUCCAGAGUAGAAGUUGUGUACUUUUUUUUUCUUACUCUGUGGCCUGGUGUGUAGAGUGAUACAAAUUUGAAUGCUGCCCUAGAUUCCUCGCUCUGCGUUUUAGGUGCCACUUAUAUUCAGCUUAGUAAAGAAGGGUGUAUAUUUAUUGCUGAUCUAUUGUGAGCCACACAGGUGAACUAGGUAAUUAGGCGUUCUUUUCUUUACUCUCUGGUUGGAUAGGUCCUAGACAUAACAGAAAUUUUUGAUAGUUUACUUUGAAGAGGUUGUUGGUUUUUUUUUCCUGAGCUGUAGUUGACUGCUUUUGGUUUAAACAGCCUUCUGGAAAAAAUAGAAAGUAGAUUUGUAAGCAACUUUUACACUCUAUAAAGUAUUAGUUGUACUGUAGUUCCAGAAUUAGUUUUUUUUACACUACUUUGUUUAAAGUUAGUAAUUACUCUUCUUUCUUUCAGAAUAUGUACCCACAGGAAAAUUUAGUACGGAAAAACACCUGAACCCUAAAAUAUUCUGCUGAUGAUUUGAAAGUAGUAAAAUAAUUUGUGUUAAUUUUUUCUAUACUUUCAUGAAAUACAGAAUCUUUUAGAAAAGCAUUUAAGGAGGCAUUCUUACUGUAGGGUGAAGUUAGAUGCAGUUAGAGUUACACACAAGCUGAGAAUGGUUGUCUUUUAUUGUCUUUUUGGGGGUAGAACUAGGAUAUGUUUCAUUUUUGUCCCAAAUAAAGCAACUAGUAUUGUGGGAUUUUAUUAGGAGAAAUUUUCUUUUUAUUUAAGUCACACUUGCUUUACACCAACAUCUAAAUUUUUAUACUGUAUGAGUAGUGUGUUAAAAACAAAAUGUUUCAUUACUAGUACCAUAAUACUUUGUAUCACAGCUGCAUGAAAAUUGCAUUCAUUGUUGUAUAAUAGUUUUGAGAACAAGUAUUAGUUAUCUUUAUGCCUAUUCCCUCUGGCUCUACACCAAAGCAAGGAAAAUCAAUUGUAUUUUUUGUUUAAAGCAGUGUUCGUGCUGUUGGGUUUUUUUAUUUACAUCACAGAACGUUCAGGUUUACAGGCAACAGAAGUGUAGUGACAAGCAAAUAGUCACUCCUUACACUAAUGGUCAGUUUAAGUUAAUAAUAUCACAGAGAAAUAAUAUUUCCCUUUUCUCCAUUCCUGGUGCUGUCUUUGCUGCUAUACAGCACAUUCAUCAUACCCAGGAAACCUGAAUCCUUUAAAACUUUGCAGGGUUAUUGAGACACUGCUUCUGUGAUGCUGCGGUGUGUCCUGUUUGGUACGUCCUAUUCACAGUGAUCGCCAAAUGUGCUUUUCUAUCAUGAUAUGUCUGCAUGCUUGCUAUGCUUUCUGUGUUUUAUUCAAAUACACAUCACAGUGUCGUGUUGUUUGCAUGACAAAUAACAGAAUAUUAAAUCUUCAGGGCCACAGAAGAAGGCCUUACAGUGCAGAAAUAACGUUUACAAUUUUAUUAUCCCAAUCUCACAUUUUUUUCCUUUGGUCCUUUAUAUCCUAAAAUCAAAUUUAAACUAUAUUUGAGAAAUUCUAUGUUGGCCUAGAUUCUGUGUUGACCUUCCUAGAAGUGGAAGAAAAAUAACACUGGAUGGCACGAUCAUUUUGUAGCAUUGCUGAUUUAAACAAAGCAUAUAUUCAGUGAAAGUAUUGAGGGAAAUUUUUUCUCAGUUUAUGGUUAAAUCUGAUUAUAUAGACUAUGCUUAAAGCUUUCAUGGAUGUUUUGUGUACUCAUAUUCUCAAAUAUUUUCAUAUUAGCAUAAAUAGUAAUCCCAUUGCUGCUUAACAACAAAUGCUGAAAGCUGCCAGUUUGCCUUAAACUGAGAAUACUGAGUAAAGUUAAAUGGCACAUGCAAAGUGAUACUUAAGGGCUUUUCUAUUUACAAUUUGAUUUCUACAACAACCAUUCAAUUAAUAGUACAUUUCCACCAAAAUAAUUAGCUGCAUUCCUUCAAAUGCAGCUUCAAAUUCCUUCAAAUUCCUUCAAACUCUCUUUCUUGUAAUGGUGAGGGCACUCAGUAAACUGUAAUCUUGACAAGUCAAAAUAAUCUGAAAAAAUGGUCAGUAUAAGAAUUGUAAAAUGUGAAACUAAAUUGUCAAAUUAAAACCCAUCAAAAAUGUAUUUUAAUGCACUUUAAAGACAAGGAGGAGCUUGAAUUCAGCUGGCAUUAGAUUAGGAUUCAUACAUUGAAAACAAAUUGAUUUGUUUAUCAGUGUUACCUUUUAUUGCAUACAUAUAGAAUACUGUAAAAGCUAAAAGUAACUUCACUCUGUUAUGCACUUUAUUUUUUUGCAUUCUUAAAAGAACUGAAAUAACUGCAAGCAUUUUUGAGUUUUAAUUCUAAUUGGUGCAGUGGUUUAAAUUGUGAAUACUGAAAGAAAAUGUCUAUAGGAAAGUCUUAUUUCUGCUAUUUUAACGGAAUUACAAAAUUUUUGUGGUAUAAUAAUUUUUUAAAACAUCCUUUAGAAAAUGUAAUUAUUGGACCAGUCUGGAAUUAACCAAACUCAUAAGCUCACAAAAGGGUAACAAAGGGAAUAUUCUGAAUGCAAAGAAGGAUAUGAAAUUAUGCUGCCUAGCAUUACUUUGUGGAUUAUUAUAAAGUGCUAAGACCUUGUACUUGCAGUAUAUAUAAAUGGCACAGUGCAUUCUAAGGAGCAUUAGAAGUGUGUUACAAGUUUUGGGCCAUUCAUAUUUUUCCAAAGUCUCCAAAAAUAUAUAUAUUUUUUUUAACAAAAGAGUAAUGUAAAGUAUACCUCCUUAUGCAAGUGUUAUUGAUAGAAAAUUGUUGCAUUUUCUUUUAAUAAACAAAAGGGACAAAAUAUUUUUUUGUAUUUUUCAAACAAAAUGUUCUCUUUGCUAUGGUGGUGGGUUAUUGCAUUCCUCAUCACAACCAGAAUGUGUUAUUUUGCCUUCACUUCUGUAUUCUGUACUCACCAAGGAACCAAAACAUCUACAGACACUCCAUCUUUAUGACUCAGGUGUGACACAGUUGUAUUAAUGAGGCCAACGUCAGAAAUGGGAUGGGAACCUGAACUGGAUCUGUAAUGCCUGAUACAGUCCCUUGGUUGUGCCACUAUUUCAAAGACUGUCUCACAUAAUUAUUGCUACAGAUGGAUAGGGGUGGAGAGAGACACCAUAAGAUACUUUAGAACAGACUGCAGUAUAGCUGCUAAAUGGUUCUUUACUUUUACUUGUGACAACUGUUCCUCUCCAACCAUCACUGUCCUGAAACUGAAAUAGAAUGUUAUAGGACGAAUGCAUUAUCCACAUGAGUCAAUUGGGUAAUUGCACAUCUAUGAAUUCAUAUUGGUGGUAAAAGCCAUGGUUAUGAUCCCAAGUUGACACAGAGGGCAAAAGUAGACAAGGACAUUUACAAUGGUCAAGUUCAGGCACGUGUAAUGAAAGUGCACAGGAAUCAAUCACUCUUUCUCAAAGGAAUUGACAGGCUUUAUCAACAAAUGACAUCUGAGAAAAUAAUGACACCAUAGCUCACAACAAACUUGUUGCAAACAAGGCUGUCUUUGCCAGACUGUUUUAAAGUUCAAACAUAAAGUGAGGGUAGACAGGAAAUGAAGGUAGAACGCUCUUGUCGAACCCCACUUACUCUACUUUAUUGUCCAUGAGUCAAUUUAGAUUGUGUACCAGCAUACUAUGCAAUUUUCACGUGUCUCACCACAAACACAGAAAAAAAAAAAAUUAUGGUAAGAUAAUAUUUGCAAGAUAACUGUUGUCAACCUGAAUCUGAAUGCAAGUUUAGGGAGGUUUUGUGGUAUUUGUUUUAGUCCUCAGUUGAAGUGUUAAAACUUUCAAAAGAAUUUUUAGAAAUAUUUCUGACAAUCUUUUAUAUUCAAGAUUGAUUUUUUUUUUUUUUUUUUGUCUUAACAAAGCUAUUAUCUUAUAUUACCCUGAAAUUUAUUUCCAGUUUGUUUGGAGUCUAUACUACUUCUAUAUAUGUGGCAAAUGCAUCAUUUAUAUUUAGGUUCAGAGAGUCUCCAAAAGCUAGAACAUUUUGCUUGUGAGUUUAGCAGACUUCUUCUGUGGGCUUCAUGAUUCCAUGUAGCAUUUUUGCGUUCUUGCAACUCCUCACAAGUCCAUCAAGGAAGUCCCAAAGAUCCAACAGAAUUUCCACACUAGCUGUCUUGUAAUCUGGUCUGUUCUGGAAGUACAUGCAACAGAGCUGAUAGGCAGUCAGUACCUGCAGAAACAUACUCAUCCAGCAGAGAUACCCUCAAAGCAAAAAUGGACAUUGGUAUUAACACUCCUAGAGGAUCAUAGGGCACAAAGAUCUUGGAAGCUGAUAGAUUCCUAGCAAAGUUGAAUAAAAUCAGGAUCUACAGGAACUCCCACCAUAGUGGACCUUGUCAUCAUGUGUGUUCAAUGCCCAAAUGACUGGUGAGCUCAACAGAAAGCUUUGUACAGGAACAUGCAAAUAAGUGAACUGCUCAAAUAUCAGACCUGCUGUAUCUUCUGCUAGAAUUCUGGGUGGGAAUGGGUCUGUCUUAAUACAUUUGUCAGGCUAACAGUGUCAACAUAAUUCUGAGAUAUUCUGCAGUUCUUACACACAACUUUACCUACCGUGUUAACUGUCUUGAAAAUAACUGGAUUACUCUCUAUCAUAUUCUUAAGAUUAGGAAUUUUUUCUUUAAAUCUGAAUUAUAUCCUUGGUUUAAGAGCAAUUCUUCCCUUUAUUUUCUGGAACUGACCUAGGUACAAAGCAUCUACAAUUAAAAUUCAGCCAUGUUUUGAAGUCUCAAGCACACACAUCUAACAGCCAGCUUCAUUAUUGGAUUUGAGCUGGGCAAAAAUCAAACACUGCUUGUGUAUGAAAAGUAAAGCUCACUUAUUAAGGCUAUUUUGUUUCUGUUAGUGUAGGUCUAUUGAUCAAAAACUAUGCUUGAAGUGAAAAAGUGUAUGAUCCUGAUCAUGUCAUCUAAACCACAUUUGGAUUUCUCAAAAAGAAGUAAACACAGCUCAUAAUUUGUACUACUUAGAAACGAUGUUACCUUUUUUUUUAAAUCAAACUUGCAUUUUCCAGAGAGUUUCAAUGCUUUGUGCUACAUAAAUUUUCAUCUGUGAAAUGGUAACAUGGAGAGGAAUAAUCGAGAGAUCAAAAUCUUUCUAAUCUCUAGCUGUUUUAACUAUUAAAAAGAAGAAAACUUGAAAAUAUAUUUCUUUAUUGAAUUAUCAGCUCUGAAAAACAAGUUUCCUGCAUAUUGGUAACAAUAAAAAUAAUUAUAUUACUA